AUGGUGCCAUUCGUCAAUCCGACGCCAAGCUCUGCGGAGGUCGAAGGCUCAGAGGAAGUGGUGAAGGUCGGCCCUUCUUUCGCCCGGGGCACAUUUGGCACUGUGCACCCGUGCAAGUUGAAUGGGGAGGAUGCAGUGGUGAAGCUGCCGCGAGUCCACGUGUUGCCUUUCCACGUCAACGGCGUGCUCCUCCUGGGCGAAGUGGACGAUGUGAAGCGAGUGCGUCGUCGCGAGGAAAUGCUGCAAGAGGAAGCGAAGGUCCUCCAGUUGCUGCGCGAUUGCCCGUGCGUUGUUCCUUGGCUCUGCAACAUCCGGGCAUGGGUCGAUGGUGUGCAGGUACGGGGCAUGGCCUUGCAGAAGAUGGACUGCUCCUUGCGACAGCUUUGGACGGACAGCACCCGCACUCAGCUGAACGUCAAUCAGAAUCGUUGCCGCAGCGUCCGAUUGGCAGGCAUCCUCGGGUCAGCGGUUAACAUUUUCUUCGCAUUGGGCAGGAUGCACGAGAGCGGGUUCUGUCACAUGGACAUCACGCCGGAGAACUUGCUGUGGAGCGAAGCUAACUGCCAGUUGUACCUUGCGGACUUCGGCUCAGCUGCACGACGGCCAGGAUUCACAUGGCGGGAAUUGCAGGAUCUGCCCGAAAGAGCCAACAUCCGUCAGAGCUAUGCUUUGGCUUUCAGAGGGGUGUGGGAAGUGCUGCCAGAGCUGCACGGUCAAUUCCAGACACUCCUCGAGAAUAUCCAGACACGCGGCCAGGAGACCGCCAGCGACAUGAAAGUCGAGCUGCCCCUUGCCGACCCCCGGCUGGACUACUUCGCACUCGCGGUCAUUCUGCGCUACCUGCUUGGAUUUCAAGAGGAUGACACCGGAAUUAAUCAUCUCAGGCCGACUGGCGUAGUAAGAUCCAUUCCACAUUCCUUCCGUCCACGGAGACAAGAGAGGCCAUGGGGCCAGGCAGAUCGCACGUGGCCAUCACUUUUGGAGGCGGCUCUCCAGCUGCGGGCCUUGGAGGCGGCUCUCCAGCUGCGGGCCUUGGAGGCGGCGGAGCACGAGCUCAAGGAGAAGGGAGAUUCCUUCUUGGAUGAUGCCCUGAGGACUUGCCUGCAAGAUUUAGCAGAGAGUCACGAGAGGCUCAUGAGGCUUCAGGAGCUCGACCUCUGGCGGGGGAGGCUUAGCCCGGGACCCAGCGGACCUCUCGUUUUCUGGCAGAGAGAUUCCUCCGGCACGCCCGUCAGAAUCAUGUCCUUCGACCUUGGGAAGCUGGGAGAGAAGCCGGAGCGCUUGGUUCACGAGGCGAAGAAGGAGCUCGCUGAGUGCUUGGGCUGUUGUCCUCCCCAAAUCAAGCUGUGGGCUUUGCUGCGGCCCCGCUACGAGAAUUUGGAGGAGGAGGUCCUACCAGGUAUGAGCUCCGAGCAGCUGGAUUCGCCCCUCCUGCGCGUGGAGGUGAUGCCGGUCAAGCAACUCCAGAAUAACUUCGAGUUCUCUCAGCAAUGGAGGCAAGCCAGCUACCAUGAGGUUUGGUAUUGGCUGAACAGCCGCCACGUGCACCCCGAGAAUGUCGUUCUGAAGGUCCUCAUCGACGCAGGGCCCGGGCCAAGCCGUGCGAUGAUGGAGAACCGCAAUCCCAGGCCCAAGCAUCAAUUUAGAUCGCGGCUCCCUGCUCACAUUUUAUCUGUACAGACGGCUGCGUGUCAAAAUGACAUGUCGGUCAACGUAGUGCUUCACCGCCGCACUUCGGAGCAUGAGGAAGGAUUCUUCAGCGUUUGA
This is a messenger RNA of Symbiodinium sp. CCMP2592, 1767 nucleotides long. NCBI's taxonomy places the organism in Eukaryota, Dinophyceae, Suessiales, Symbiodiniaceae. The record is from the annotation of a GenBank genome assembly.